CGGCUGUACUGGACCUCCUCUAAAGAUUGAAGAUUCCUGUUGAUAUCCUGACAUGAAGCUCAAUUUACUUGGCACCACCGUGAUUCUGCUAGUUGCCUUCUUACCGCGCUACGAAUGUCGGGCUAUUGAGAGCCCUGGCGGUGCCCUGCGCGUCCCAGCUCCCCAAACCCAAAACUCCCAGCAGCAGCAGUCUGGUCCCAUCCUGGAGCGGGUUGGAGAGGAGUAUUUCAUCCGACUAGGCAACGGGGACUCUAACUCUUUCCCAUCAUCGUCAAUGUAUCCCGGCGGAUCACCUGCCAUCUACAACAGAGCGCUGCAACUCCAGCUGACGCGGCGUCUUUUACAAGGGAAAGUUGGGAACAUCAGGGCGCUCAUAAGCGGCUUCGGAGACCGCGGGGAUGACUCAAUGGAGAGGGGAAGGAGGUCCGAGGACCCGCCGAUAUCCCUGGAUCUGACCUUCCACCUGCUCCGGGAGAUGAUGGAGAUGUCCAGGGCGGAACAGCUGGCCCAGCAAGCGCAAAAUAACAGAAGAAUGAUGGAGCUCUUCGGGAAAUGA
Molecule: messenger RNA, 556 nt
Organism: Scomber scombrus (Atlantic mackerel)
Lineage: Eukaryota; Metazoa; Chordata; Actinopteri; Scombriformes; Scombridae
Gene: crhb
Product: corticotropin releasing hormone b
Exons: 2
Coding region: 53-556 (167 amino acids)
Cellular component (GO): extracellular region
Molecular function (GO): hormone activity
Source: RefSeq, a predicted model, not a curated record